UCUGACUGGUCUGAAAUCAGCGGGGUAACAUGCUUCCUGUCCGGCAGCUCCUGCGGCUCCGGCCUGGGGUUGCUGUCAGCUGUGCCACUGGGCAGAGGAUCCAUAAACUGGCCUCGGUGCAGAAGGUCACAUCACUUACCCCAAAGAAGUUGCGGAGCUUGCUGUACCCCUUCAGCGAGCUGGAGGCUUACCUGAACAGGUCUGUGGACUUGACACAGUUCCAGCUUUUUGAUCCCACUUUGGAGGACAUGAUUGAGGCAGAGAAGCUCUUCCACUCUUCACCGUCUCAUAAGAUCGAUUACUAUAUCUCUGCAGAAAGGAUGGAGCACGCACCCGAUCUCAAACAGCCAGAGGUCAGAGGACAGCAUUGCUCAAAACAUUGUACAUAAAUCAUGGACGUAACUUCUUGUGUUGGGAGUGCCGUAAACAUGCAUUCUUUCUAAUAGCCAGUAGGAGGCAACUCCUCAGCUUUUAAAAAGAAGGCCGUGAGAGAAUAAGCCUACUCACUGAAUCUGUGACCUCAUAAAACACUUUUCUGAUGAGACCGUGGUCUUAGUUGCUAGUGACCUCCAUCUCUUAUAUACAGUCUAUGGCCUAUAUCUAUAUCUAUCUACAAAGUUGUAUAAUGCCAAUCUGUAUAUGUUACCAUUGCCACAGUGAGACAGACAAGCUCAAAAUCCAUAUCUUGAUACUAUCAUGAUACACUAACUUUCACAGACGCUCAGCUGACUCUUAACUGCUAAAUAGAGUCUCUGAACUGGACCUCUGGACCACAUUUGUGCUCUUGGAGCCUUUUGGAGCAUUUUAAUUCCAU
This is a messenger RNA of Neolamprologus brichardi, 814 nucleotides long. Lineage: Eukaryota; Metazoa; Chordata; Actinopteri; Cichliformes; Cichlidae. The record is from RefSeq and is a predicted model, not a curated record.